AACUGUACAGUUUAUAUUGCAGUAAAGUCUUUGAAUAGUGAUAUUUUAUUUAGUCAAGUUGAACACUAAUAUCCUGAUUUAGUCCAGUUGAACAACGAACUGUAUAUCCUGGAUUAGUUUUGAGAGAAGGGCUGGUAUAUACUGGUUAAGGUUAAGUAUGGAGCUGCGGAGUACAAACUAUCCGUUCCUUGUCUGUCUACUGGCCUACCUAUACUACAUAAACUUCAUCAAUUUCAAGGUUAAGCUGUUAGUCCUGUUUAUUGGAUGGGUGACCACAGGAGGGGGAUAUAUUCUCUACUUAACCUAUCACACGCUAGGAAGAGACUUCCGUUUAUUAAUUCGAGGAAUACCAAUCCUUCUCAGUCUUGUCAGAAUAAAAAGACGACAUAUGACGGUUCCUAAAGUGUUCCGUGAAAAUAUGCUACAGAGACCAGACAAGAUUAUGUUUUUUGAUUCAGACUCUCAUCUGACCUUCAGGGGAGUAGAGGAGCUGAGUAACAGGGUUGGAAACCUGCUCCUAUCUCAUGGUUUUAUCAAGGGAGACACUAUUGCUCUACUCAUGGAGAACAGGAUUGAAUAUAUCCCAAUAUGGAUCGGGAUGGCCAAGGAAUUCAUUCAUUUAUUUUGUGCUUUGUCACCAAAAUUUCAACUUGAAUGUUCUGCAGCUAUACUGGACAUAUCCUCUGAGCUGAAAACCAAGGAUGGAUUCAAGGUUUACUGUUUUGAUGGAUCCCCGGCCACAGAUAACAACUGGAUUGACAUGAAAAAGGACCUGGAGAAAUCUAGCUGUGAACCUGAACAUAAAGAGAUUGCAGAUUCCAUAAAGUUUAAUGAUCCUCUACUGUAUAUCUAUACUAGUGGAACUACUGGACUACCAAAGGCUGUUGUAAUUAAACAUUUUCGCCAGCUCUUUGUAAUGGUUGCAGCUCAUAAAGCCAUAGGUUUGUCCAGUGAUGAUGUUAUUUAUUGCCAUUUGCCGCUUUAUCACUCAAGCGGGGGACAGAUUGCCACCGGCAGCGCCGUCAUGUAUGGCACCAAGACCUUCAUCAAGAAGAAGUUCUCCGCCAGCGCUUUCUGGAAGGACUGCGUCACCUACAAUAUCACGGCCACCCAAUAUAUCGGGGAAAUAUGCAGAUAUCUCCUGGCAUCUCCCUCCCAUCCAGAGGAGAAAUUACAUCAAGUUUCCAGAAUGUUUGGGAACGGUUUACGUCCUCAGAUCUGGGAAGAAUUUGUAUCCAGGUUUAAUAUCAAGAAUAUCUCAGAGUUCUAUGGAGCAACGGAGGGAAACUCUAAUGUAGUGAAUAAUGAGAAUAAGGUUGGAGCUGUGGGAUUUGUAGGAGUUAUUGAACCACGUUGGCUUCAGGAGAUCCUACUUCCUCUGAUGAUAAUUAAGGUUGAUCCCGUUUCUGGUGAACCUAUCAGGGAUCAGGAUGGAUGCUGUAUUCGUUGCAAACCAGGAGAGGCAGGGGAGUUUGUUGGAAAGAUUGUAAAAGGAGAUCCUAUCAAAGAAUUUAAUGGAUACAAGAGUAAGAGUGAUACAGAGAAGAAGAUUCUAAGAAACGUGGUGAGGAGAGGGGACAUGUAUUUCCGCUCCGGGGAUAUCAUGUGUAUGGAUGAGUUCGGUUGGAUCUAUUUUAUGGAUAGAGCAGGAGACACGUUCAGGUGGAAGGGUGAGAAUGUUUCAACUGCAGAGGUUGAGGUUACUGUUAGUAAACUUCUUGAUGGACUUGCAGUUGUAGCUUACGGAGUACAGAUCCCUGGUCUGGAGGGUAGAGCCGGCAUGGUUUGUAUCCAGGCGGAGAGUAGUUCAAUAGACCUGGAGAAGAUGAUCUUAGAACUAUCCAACCAGCUCCCGUCCUAUGCUAGACCAAUCUUCUAUAGGUUCAGCCAGGACCUUGAUAUUACAGGAACCUACAAACUGAAGAAGGUUAAGCUAUGCGAGGAGGGGUUUAAUAUAUGCUGUGUAUCCGACCCUAUCCUAUUCCUGGAUAGAAACCUCAAGCUACAUACACUAAACCAGGAUAUUUACAACUCAAUCAUAGACGGGACAAUCAAACUUUAGAUAAUCUUGAAUCUACCAAGGGUUGUUGUAUUGUUAUAUUGUUCAAUAAAUAUAUUUUCUUCUAUUCAAUCAAACUUUAGAUAAUCUUGAAUCUGCCAAGGGUUGUUGUAUUGUUAUGUUGUUCAAUAAAUAUAUUUUCUUCUAUUCAAUCAAACUUUAGAUAAUCUUGAAUCUACCAAGGGUUGUUGUAUUGUUAUAUUGUUCAAUAAAUAUAUUUUCUUCUAUUCAAUCAAACUUUAGAUAAUCUUGAAUCUACCAAGGGUUGUUGUAUUGUUAUAUUGUUCAAUAAAUAUAUUUUCUUCUAUUCAA
Molecule: messenger RNA, 2371 nt
Organism: Eurytemora carolleeae
Lineage: Eukaryota; Metazoa; Arthropoda; Copepoda; Calanoida; Temoridae
Product: long-chain fatty acid transport protein 4
Exons: 19
Coding region: 158-2062 (634 amino acids)
Biological process (GO): triglyceride homeostasis
Cellular component (GO): endoplasmic reticulum
Molecular function (GO): long-chain fatty acid-CoA ligase activity; long-chain fatty acid transmembrane transporter activity
Source: RefSeq, a predicted model, not a curated record